Molecule: messenger RNA, 2658 nt
Organism: Triticum aestivum (bread wheat)
Lineage: Eukaryota; Viridiplantae; Streptophyta; Magnoliopsida; Poales; Poaceae
Product: disease resistance protein RGA5-like
Exons: 5
Coding region: 1-2658 (885 amino acids)
Molecular function (GO): carbohydrate binding; ADP binding
Source: RefSeq, a predicted model, not a curated record
AUGGAGGUCAUGGCAGGGGCGGUGUUGAGCGCCCUCCUCCACAAGCUGGACGCCGUGCUGACAGACGAGUACAGGCUGCAGAGGAGCCUGAGGGGCGAGAUCAUGUUCCUCCGCGCGGAGCUGGAGAGCAUGCAGGCAGCCCUCGAGAGAGUAUCCUCGCCGUCGGCGCAGCCGGUGGACAGGCAGGUCAGGAUCUGGGCAGGGCAGGUCAGAGAGCUCUCCUACGACGUCGAAGACAGCAUCGACAGGUUCAUGGUGCGCGUCGACCUCCAUCAUCCGGGGUUCAGCGGGUUCAUCGGCAGGUGCCUGAGCCUGCUGACCACGGCCCGGGUCCGCCACCGGAUCGCCACAGACAUCAGGGGCAUCAGGGGCCUCGUCAAGGAGGUCGCCGACCGGCGCGGCAGGUACAGGGUCGACGAUGGUGCUUUCGCCGUCCGGCGGCCUGCUGGCGCCACCGUCGACCCUCGCUUGCAUGGCAUGUACGAGGACUCGGCGAGGCUCGUCGCGGUGGGUGGGCCGAGGGCGGAGCUCUGCAGGUUGUUGGUGGAGCAAGAAGGCGCGGGUACCAUGGAUGGUCAACUGAAGGUGGUCUCCAUUGUUGGGGUUGGUGGCCUGGGCAAGACGACGCUGGCGAACGUCGUGUACCAGCAGAUCAGAGGCCGGUUUGACUGCGACGCCUUUGUCACAGUGUCCCUCAAGCCUGAUCUGAGGAGGGUUUUGGGCAGCUUGCUCCGUCAGGUUAGUAAGCAGAGUUACAGCGAGGUUGAAGCAUGGGAUGUUGUGGAACUCAUUGACAAAAUCAGACAAGUUCUUCAGGAUAAGAGGUACUUAAUUAUAGUUGAUGAUAUAUGGGACGAAUCAGCUUGGAACUGUAUAAAGACUGUACUAGUUGAGAACAACUGCAGCAGCAGAGUAAUCACAACAACACGUAUUGCUGGUGUUGCUGCAUCAUGCAGCUCUUCCAUCGACGGUAACAUUUAUAAACUAAAUCCUCUUGGUCAUGAUGAUUCGAAGAAGUUGUUCCAUGAAAGAAUAUUUGGGAGUGAAGAUGGUUGCCAUGUGAAACUGAGAGAAAUAUCUCAGAAAAUCAUAAGAAAGUGUGAUGGUGUACCAUUAGCUAUCAUUACUAUUGCCAGCCUAUUGUCUCACAAAUCAAAGAAUAUACAUGAAUGGGACACUGUGAACAAAUCAAUUGGUUCUGGACUUGAGAAAUUCCCCAAUAUGGAGAACAUGCGUCAGAUAUUGUCUAUUAGUUAUUAUGAUUUGCCGUCCCAUCUAAAACCCUGCUUUCUAUACCUGAGUGUUUAUCCGGAGGAUUAUGCAAUAUUGAGUGAUCACUUGCUAAGGAAACUUGUGUGCCUAUACAUUGAAACAUCGGUAAGGCUACCAGAUGGGAUUGGAGCCAUGAAAUCCCUACAGGUUCUGUCUACCGUUGGUGUGGGUGCCUCUCCAAACUUCUCAAAGGAACUAGGUUAUCUUACAGAUCUGAGGAUUCUUAAAAUUUCGCUAUCUGGAACAUGGGACAAGAACUAUGAGAAACAUUUGCUAUGUUCUUUGUGCAAGCUGACAAAAAUCAAGGAAAUAAGUAUUCAAUCUUCCGGAGUUCCCACAAAAUUCAUUGUGGAUUUAGGAUGGACCCCUCACAACCUUCGAUACUUUUUCGGCAACAUACCUAGAUUACCAGAAUGGAUGAACUCCUCACUCUCAGAACUAUCCACUUUAAUCAUCACACUAGACAAAAUCCAGCAGGAAGACCUUGGCACUCUCGGCAACAUCCCAUUUUUGCAUUAUCUCUGUGUUACUGUGCACAAAAUCAAAAAGGCAGAAGAAAGAUUGAUUAUCGGCACUGAUCAUGCAAACUUUAAGUGCCUAUCUGAGUUUCACAUUCACAAUGAUUCAUUGGGGAUCAUGUUUGUAGAAGGAGCUAUGCCAAGGCUUCAAACCCUCGAGGUUACAUUUCAGGUUCGCGAGGCGAAGGAUGAAUACAAUAAUUUUGAGGUCGGCUUGGAGAACCUCCAUUCUGUUAAGCUGGUCACAAUUCGAAUGCAUUGUUGUGGUUCCAGUCUCAUUGAGGUGGAGGAAGCUGGUGCUGCUAUGAGGAAGACAUCCUAUGUGAAUCCCAAGCAUCCAAGGGUUGACGUGAUUAGAUAUUAUGAAGAUGAAAUGAUAGAGGAUGAGGAGAAAUCUCAACUCGAUGAGGAAGCAUUCAAAGAACAAGAGAUCAUUCUUGAGAAGAUUGGACCCUGGGGAGGAAAUACAGGGAGAAAACGAGACAUAAAGGUGGCACCACGUUAUCUAAGAAGUGUGAGAAUUUGCUGUGGUGAUGUUAUAGAUGCGUUUGCAUUUUCUUACCUGGACAAAAAUGAGAAUCUGCAUGAGACACCUCUUUGGGGUGGUGUUGGUGGGACCAUCCACACGAUUCUACUAGAACCCUCGGAGCUUGUGCUUGAAAUUUCAGGGACUUUUGGUCCAUAUGGUCAAUUUCCCAGCAUCAUAAAGUCACUUAUGCUUGUGACCAACUUACGUACCUAUGGGCCUUUUGGGCAGCUACAUGGAACUCCUUUCCACUCUCGAGUGAAGAAAAAUGGCACUAUUGUUGGCUUCUUUGGGUGCUCAGGGGAAUUUUUAGAUGCAAUAGGUGUUUACAUUCAUCCUUAG